Messenger RNA from Gorilla gorilla gorilla (western lowland gorilla), 8800 nucleotides. It is a transcript of the gene AFF2, whose product is annotated as ALF transcription elongation factor 2. NCBI's taxonomy places the organism in Eukaryota, Metazoa, Chordata, Mammalia, Primates, Hominidae. The transcript is spliced from 21 exons. Gene Ontology annotation, biological process: regulation of RNA splicing. The coding region runs from base 471 to 4406 and encodes 1311 amino acids. The record is from RefSeq and is a predicted model, not a curated record. Gene Ontology annotation, cellular component: nucleus; nuclear speck. Gene Ontology annotation, molecular function: G-quadruplex RNA binding.
GCCGCCGCCUGUGCAGCCGCUGCCGCCGCCGCCGCCGCCGCCGCCGCCGCCGCCGCCGCUGCCGCCCCGGCUGCCGCGCCGCGCCGCUGCCUCUGCCCCGGCCGCCCCCGCCGCCGCCGCCGCCGCCGGCCCGCAGCCAGCCAGGCGGGCGGCCCAGCCCGCCUGAGCCCGCAGCGGCUGCCGCCGCAGCGUCAGGUCGCUGGGUGCGCGGGCUACCGCGGACCGAGCGGACCCGAGUGGGCGACCAGGCGCUUGCCCGCCCAGUGCCACUGCCGCCGCUGCCUCUCCGGAGCACGGGACCAGACACCUCCAGCGCCCGCCGCUGCUGCCGAUGCGGCCCGGACACUUUUAGCUGGGCGGGAGGGCUGGAGAGCCGGGCCGCCGAGAACCGCCAGCGAGCUGUGCCGAGAGCCGCGCCGACCCGCUGCGAUCAGGGACAGGCGCCCGCCCGCCGCCGCCGCCCGGCCGCUAUGGAUCUAUUCGACUUUUUCAGAGACUGGGACUUGGAGCAGCAGUGUCACUAUGAACAAGACCGUAGUGCACUUAAAAAAAGGGAAUGGGAGCGGAGGAAUCAAGAAGUCCAGCAAGAAGACGAUCUCUUUUCUUCAGGCUUUGAUCUUUUUGGGGAGCCAUACAAGGUAGCUGAAUAUACAAACAAAGGUGAUGCACUUGCCAACCGAGUCCAGAACACGCUUGGAAACUAUGAUGAAAUGAAGGAUUUGCUAACUAACCAUUCUAAUCAGAAUCACCUAGUGGGAAUUCCAAAGAAUUCUGUGCCCCAGAAUCCCAACAACAAAAAUGAACCAAGCUUUUUUCCAGAACAAAAGAACAGAAUAAUUCCACCUCACCAGGAUAAUACCCAUUCUUCAGCACCAAUGCCUCCACCUUCUGUUGUGAUACUGAAUUCAACUCUAAUACACAGCAACAGAAAAUCAAAACCUGAGUGGUCACGUGAUAGUCAUAACCCUAGCACUGUACUGGCAAGCCAGGCCAGUGGUCAGCCAAACAAGAUGCAGACUUUGACACAGGACCAGUCUCAAGCCAAACUGGAAGACUUCUUUGUCUACCCAGCUGAACAGCCCCAGAUUGGAGAAGUUGAAGAGUCAAACCCAUCUGCAAAGGAAGACAGUAACCCUAAUUCUAGUGGAGAAGAUGCUUUCAAAGAAAUCUUUCAAUCCAAUUCACCAGAAGAAUCUGAAUUCGCCGUGCAAGCGCCUGGGUCUCCCCUAGUGGCUUCCUCUUUAUUAGCUCCUAGCAGUGGCCUUUCAGUUCAAAACUUCCCACCAGGGCUUUACUGCAAAACAAGCAUGGGGCAGCAAAAGCCAACUGCAUACGUCAGACCCAUGGAUGGCCAGGACCAGGCACCGGACAUCUCACCAACACUGAAACCUUCAAUUGAAUUUGAGAACAGCUUUGGGAAUCUGUCAUUUGGAACACUCUUGGAUGGAAAACCCAGUGCAGCCAGUUCAAAGACUAAACUGCCAAAGUUCACCAUCCUCCAAACAAGUGAAGUAAGCCUUCCCAGUGAUCCAAGCUGUGUUGAAGAAAUCUUGCGGGAGAUGACCCAUUCCUGGCCUACUCCUCUCACUUCCAUGCAUACUGCUGGACACUCUGAGCAGAGCACCUUUUCCAUCCCAGGACAGGAAUCGCAGCAUCUGACCCCAGGAUUCACCCUACAAAAGUGGAAUGACCCAACCACCAGAGCUUCUACAAAGUCAGUAUCUUUCAAAUCGAUGCUUGAGGAUGACCUGAAGCUGAGCAGUGAUGAAGAUGACCUUGAGCCUGUGAAGACCUUGACCACUCAGUGCACUGCCACUGAGCUCUACCAGGCUGUUGAAAAGGCAAAACCUAGGAAUAAUCCUGUGAACCCACCCUUGGCCACUCCCCAGCCCCCACCUGCAGUGCAAGCCAGCGGGGGUUCUGGCAGCUCCAGCGAAUCGGAGAGCAGCUCUGAGUCAGAUUCAGACACUGAAAGUAGCACCACUGACAGCGAAUCUAAUGAGGCACCUCGUGUGGCAACUCCAGAGCCUGAGCCACCCUCAACCAACAAGUGGCAACUGGAUAAAUGGCUUAACAAAGUGACAUCCCAGAACAAGUCUUUUAUUUGUGGCCAAAAUGAAACACCCAUGGAGACUAUUUCUCUGCCUCCUCCAAUCAUCCAACCAAUGGAAGUCCAGAUGAAAGUGAAGACAAAUGCCAGUCAGGUCCCAGCUGAACCCAAAGAAAGGCCUCUCCUCAGUCUCAUUAGGGAGAAAGCCCGUCCACGGCCCACUCAGAAAAUUCCAGAAACAAAGGCUUUGAAGCAUAAGUUGUCAACAACUAGUGAGACAGUGUCUCAAAGGACAAUUGGGAAAAAACAGCCCAAAAAAGUUGAGAAGAACACCAGCAUUGACGAGUUUACCUGGCCCAAACCAAAUAUUACCAGCAGCACUCCCAAAGAAAAAGAAAGUGUGGAGCUUCAUGACCCACCAAGAGGCCGCAACAAAGCCACUGCCCACAAACCAGCCCCUAGGAAAGAACCAAGACCUAACAUCCCUUUGGCUCCCGAGAAGAAGAAGUACAGAGGGCCUGGCAAGAUUGUGCCAAAGUCUCGGGAAUUCAUUGAAACAGAUUCAUCUACAUCUGACUCCAACACAGAUCAGGAAGAGACCCUACAAAUCAAAGUCCUGCCUCCGUGCAUUAUUUCUGGAGGUAAUACUGCCAAAUCCAAGGAAAUCUGUGGUGCCAGCCUGACCCUCAGCACCUUAAUGAGUAGCAGUGGCAGCAACAACACCUUAUCCAUCAGUAAUGAAGAGCCAACAUUUUCACCUAUUCCUGUCAUGCAAACUGAAAUGCUGUCCCCUCUGCGAGAUCAUGAGAACCUGAAAAACCUCUGGGUGAAGAUUGACCUUGACUUACUCUCUAGAGUACCUGGCCACAACUCACUCCAUGCAGCACCUGCCAAACCAGACCACAAGGAGACUGCCACAAAACCCAAGCGUCAGACAGCUGUCACAGCUGUGGAGAAACCAGCCCCUAAGGGCAAACGUAAGCACAAGCCAACAGAGGUUGCAGAGAAGAUCCCUGAGAAGAAGCAGCGCCUGGAGGAGGCCACAGCUAUCUGCUUGCUCCCCCCUUGCAUCUCACCAGCCCCACCCCACAAGCCUCCCAACACUAGAGAAAAUAAUUCAUCCAGGAGAGCAAAUAGAAGAAAGGAAGAAAAACUAUUUCCUCCUCCACUUUCCCCACUGCCAGAGGACCCUCCACGCCGCAGAAAUGCCAGUGGCAAUAAUGGUCCCUUUGGUCAAGACAAAAACAUCGCCAUGACUGGACAAAUCACAUCUACCAAACCUAAGAGAACUGAAGGCAAAUUCUGUGCUACUUUCAAAGGGAUAUCGGUAAAUGAGGGAGACACUCCAAAAAAGGCAUCCUCUGCCACCAUCACUGUCACCAAUACUGCUAUUGCCACUGCUACUGUCACUGCUACUGCCAUUGUCACCACCACUGUCACAGCUACUGCCACCGCCACGGCCACCACCACAACUACUACCACUACCAUUUCCACCAUCACCUCUACCAUCACUACUGGCCUCAUGGAUAGCAGUCACCUGGAGAUGACGUCCUGGGCGGCUCUGCCCCUUCUAUCCAGCAGCAGCACUAAUGUCCGGAGACCCAAGCUCACUUUUGAUGACUCGGUUCACAAUGCUGAUUAUUACAUGCAAGAAGCUAAGAAGCUGAAGCACAAAGCUGAUGCACUGUUCGAGAAAUUUGGCAAAGCUGUGAAUUAUGCUGAUGCCGCCCUCUCCUUCACUGAAUGUGGCAAUGCCAUGGAACGCGACCCUCUGGAAGCAAAGUCCCCAUACACCAUGUACUCUGAGACUGUGGAGCUCCUCAGGUAUGCAAUGAGGCUGAAGAACUUUGCAAGUCCCUUGGCUUCGGAUGGGGACAAAAAGCUAGCAGUACUAUGCUACCGAUGUUUAUCACUCCUCUAUUUGAGAAUGUUUAAGCUGAAGAAGGACCAUGCUAUGAAGUACUCCAGAUCACUGAUGGAAUAUUUUAAGCAAAAUGCUUCAAAAGUCGCACAGAUACCCUCUCCAUGGGUAGGCAAUGGAAAGAACACUCCAUCCCCAGUGUCUCUCAACAACGUCUCCCCCAUCAACGCAAUGGGGAACUGUAACAAUGGCCCAGUCACCAUUCCCCAGCGCAUUCACCACAUGGCUGCCAGCCACGUCAACAUCACUAGCAAUGUGUUACGGGGCUAUGAACACUGGGAUAUGGCCGACAAACUGACAAGAGAAAACAAAGAAUUCUUUGGUGAUCUGGACACGCUGAUGGGGCCUCUGACCCAGCACAGCAGCAUGACCAAUCUUGUCCGCUACGUUCGCCAAGGACUGUGUUGGCUGCGCAUCGAUGCCCACUUGUUGUAGCGGGUGUUCUCAGAUCUCUAGCAUCACGACCCAUCACUCUACCUCUACCAGCGCACUGAUGGUCACUGGUGGAACUCCACUCACUCACUGGGGAAAGUUCUCUUUGGUUAUGUUUGUUUUUAUGCUUCUUUUGUUAUCUGUAAAAAACAGAAGUCAUUGUAAGUUGACACUACAACUUAAGGGCAGUGUACGUUUUAUUACUUAGUCAUUUUUUCUUUUUAGCAUUUGAUAUGCAUUUCUCAGAUUCCACCAUCUUUUUGUGCUUUAUGGAAUGACAGUCCCUACAAUAUUGUUUUAAGCCCACACUACCCAAAACAAAGAAUGGGAAGCACUUGUGAUAAAGACAGGCUCCUGAGAAAUGCAACAAGUGGUCUUACAUAUACAUGAGAACUUAGACACAAGGGACCAUCCCCCAAACUCUACUCUUAUACCCAGAAAAGAACAUAUUUCAGAAUCUGUCAAACUUUUGUGUAUCCCACGGAUUCAAUCUUCAGGUGAGAAUUUUCAUUGUCAAAACCCACUGGUUAGAUGUUGUAGCAACAUCAUAAAAUCAAGAGUAUCAAGAAAAUAAAUGAGCAUAGCAAUGCUACUCUUAAAAAGAUGCUAUGCCACACAACCAGAGGACUUUCUUGUUAGCAUCCCUUUCCUGAUUCCCUAUUUUGUUAAUUUUAAUGAUGAUAAGAAGAAAGGGUGACAUUUAUGUUGACAAGUUUUAGGCAUCAGCUGGCAUCUGUGUUUUUCAACUCUAUUAUUUGAAGUGUAAAUCCUCACCUGGGGUUCUCUGUGUGCAAAGCUGUCCUUUUGAGGAACAGUUUGGUUGAUGCAUGCCUUAGUAGCCAAAAUGCUACACUCUAGACUUACAAGUGGGAGUUAAGAGAGGUCUGGAAAGUGUCCAACAAGGAAUUCACACCUCUGCCUCCUUUGCAACAACAACAUUUACACAGUUGGUAAGUGGGUCCAUAACUGGCAGGAUUUUUAAAUUGUAUUUUGCUCAAAUCUAUGGGAACAAAAGUCAAGUUAUCACUACCUAGAAGUAAUAAUAUACAGUUUUCUUCCUAGUGGCUUGAAAAUCUGGACUUCCUCAAUUAUUAUUCACAUUUUCUCUCUUAUAGGUUUUCUGUUUUCUACUUUCUUUUUUCUCUUAUCUGUGUUUCCUUUUCCUUUGUUUGGCUCAUUAACUUUUGACUGAAUUACAAUUACUCCUUUUAUUAAAGUCCAUAGUAUUGUGAAUCAUUUCCAUGACAAUUUCUAAGAAAACUCCAAACUCUCUAGAUAGUAGCUAACUUUUAUUUUUUUAAAAUGAGUCGUGGGGUAGUGCUUCACCUUGAGAUGCUUUGAAAGAGCCCUAAACAUUGGGAACCAUUCACCUAAUUUGGAGACAUUUCUCACUGGUUGUGACUACCCCCUUAUGAUCCUUUACAUUCAUUUUAUGUCCCUAAACCUCACAAUGUAAAUAUCAUUUUUGAUGUUCCAGCUCACCAGAAGAUUCUUACACUUGGGGUAAACACUAUCCAUGCAUUACUUACUGGUAAUUACCUGCCGGUAUAUAAUUCCAUGUAGCCUUUAAUAUGCUGGGUUAUCAAAUUCUGUUCACUGAGUUAUGACCAGAUAAAUAAUAGAUAUGCACAUGAAAGAUGCAAACUUGUGUGAUUAUUAAAGCAAGCCAUGCAGGUCCAUGAUAGAAACAGCAGGUGAUGACUCUGCACUCUCAUUGUCAAGGUUAGAUAUCUCCCCAGUUGCAAAACAGCCAGACUUGAGCUGUGCUCUGGUCAUCUUUGAGUUUAAGACCCUUUGUUGUAUAAGGCUGUGGAAGUUGUACUCCAAUGGCUGAAGCCAUGUUGUUAAUAUGGCUGAUGGGAGCAUCCCUGCAGCUGAAUCCAGCACUUUUUAUGCUCCCACUGUGGUUGAGCUUUAUGUUUACAGUCUCAGCAACAACACUUAUGCAUCCAUACACACACAAAUGAAACCUGAAAGAAUCUUUUCUGAGCCUCUUAAAAGAGGAAAAUGAUAACAUUAAAGACUCUGAACACCCAAGGUUGGUGUCACAUGUAAAAAUUAAGCUGAUGACUUUGCAGUGACUCAAGUUCUUUCUUUAUCAUGGUUUACCAGGUAGAGUGCCUGGCUAUUACUAUAUAAUGAAGCCCACUGGCUUGACUUGUAAGUUCAACCUAAACCACAAUCCUAGACCAUCAUGGAUUUAGGAGUAGAUUCUUCUUGAAAUCCCACAUCCAGAAACUAGACAUUAGAAUGUUGAGGCAGUUUCCCAGAGAAACAAGCAUAUUGCCUCAUGGAUGAAAGACUUGUAGUUCUAGUUUCAGUGACUUGUUAUAUCUACUUACAUACAACAGGGAGGCAAGAGGAUUCUCUGUCAUCUCUGGUGACUGAGUGUAAAAUAUGUGCCAAGUCUGCAGCACAGUGACCAAAUCUGACAAUCGAGCUCUGGAUCACCACUUGAUUAUGUAGUGGACUCAUUUAUAAAGCAGCUUAGGAACUAAUUAAACAUGGAGGAUGAAUUACCUUCCUAUCCCUUGAGAUAAGACAUCUUUCAGUUUCAUGAUUAAGAAUUGUUGCUGUUUUAUAGUUACUCUGUUCAUCACAGUGUAAAUGGUGAUGCGUGUCGUAGGUGUGCAGCUCUUUGAGGGACUAAGGGAUGGAGAUAUUCUGUCAAAUGAAUCUCUUCAGUAUACCAGUUUGUGGGAGGGAUAUGAGACAUGUGGAUGGCAGUGAGAGAUUGUGCCUCUAGAUCUUGAUGGAGGCUUGGUGAGACAUACUUAAAUAAGCACGUGGAGGUUAGAAUAGAGGGCAGAGUAAAAGGAAGCUCCAUCUGAGCAAGUAGACCAAAUGAUCUCAGCCCUGCAACUUGACCCAGGUAGGGCCACCACUACGCCUUCACUUGUCACCCAAGCUCCAACCACAGAGAGUUUGACAAGUUUGUGUUAUGAUGUUGGCUUGGCUUUGUAUUUUUAAUUAACUUUGGAUUUUUAGUGGUUUUGUCAUAUAACUGUCUGAGUUUGGUAGGUAGGAUUACUUUGAAAAGGGUUUACUAGUGUGGUCCUCCGGGUAGAAUUUAGCUGUAAGCAUGUUGUUAGCCAGCCUGUAGACUGUUAAUUACUUAAUAAUCUCAUUGGGAAAAUACUAGUAGUUUUAUAUUUGGAUGACAUAAUUGGAAAAGCAGAUUAGCUGCUACUACUUUUAAAAGACUUAAGGUCGGGAUGCCUUUUUUUCCAUGUAAGGAAAUGAAAAGAUCAAAAUCUUCAGGCAAUAAGCAAGUUGCAAAAUUAGAAACCAUUGGCUAAAAAUGUGUUUUGUUGAGUUUCCAAAUGGAUGAAUUUUCAUUUGGACAUUACAUCACUAAAUUCAUUAGAUUUUGUCUGCAUUGGAAAGAUACUCUUCUAGCAUAUCUUUCCCAAGGAUAUCUAAUUUGGAUUCUGUUUCAUGCAGAUUGGCAUCCUGGAGGUUGAAGUUGGAGUUUGAGGUUGGAAAAUAUUUUUGAAGGCAGAAUCAGUUGAGUUGUGAGGGUGAAGCCUCACAUACUUCUCAAUAGACAUGAUAAAAUUCACCUGCAUGAGUUGGCAGGUGGGAGAACCAAACUGGAUCACUGGGUAAGACUACUCAGUAAAGCAAUGAACUGCUUGCUUAGAGAAGCAUCACUAUCCCCAUUGAGAAAAAUGUGUGGCAAGAUGAUACAGCUACACAGUAUCAAAUGAAUGGGUCAAUUCAGCGCCCCCAAAUUUAAUUCUGUGGGGAAAAAUUAUUGAGCCAGUUGUCAGUGUUCUGUUACAUGACUGGCAGACUAAAUUCUUCAUCGUUGUUGUUAUUGUUGUUGUUGUUUCUCAUUUUCACUCGCACAGCCUUAUUCUCAUAAUUAAAAUCUAAUUCAUUUUCUCUUUAGUGUUAGUAGACUCCAACAACAGAAGUGGCAUCUGUGUAUUCAUAAUCAGCAUUUACCCUGGCAGGAGACUAAUCAGAUAGGCCGGUCUCAGACAUUAAUCCUACCAUCUGAUAUUUUUGGUGAAGGAAAAAGUAUUAAUUCUCUUUCCAUCCUCCUCCUCAGAAAUAUAGAAGCCCUCUUUACCAAAAUCAUCACAUUUUACUCUGUAACCUACCAGCUAAAAGAAAAUUGCAUUGUGGGGAAGGUGGAAAGGGGGUGGGGGGGGGGGGGGGUGGAGGGUGGGGAAGCCCCACAAAGCCAGAUUGCAGUUCUUGCCCCUUUUUGCGUCUGACAUGAGAUGUUAAAGAAUUAUUCAUAGUGCUCACAUUGGGUUAGGGGACACUGAACUGCUUUUUAGAUCCAUGAUCAGUCAUCAUUCUUCUAAGAGAUUGGAGCUUUGCUGUUUCAUUAACUGUGCAGUGUAGACUAAUGGUGUUUAAUAAAAAUCAUUCAAAAUUUCAAA